UCUAAUCAAAUUGAACUUGUAAAGGCCCUCCCACCCAAGUCACCAAUACCCGACCCGUUUCGCUAAGUUCACCUCAAUUCACAACCCCGCACCAAAAACCCCGUUGUCGCCGCUGAGCCACCGCCAGUUUGGCCGUUCAAUUUUUUAAGUGAUUGGAAUUUGGAUUAUACAAUCAUGUCGUGGUGCACUAUUGAGUCAGAUCCUGGUGUUUUCACUGAACUUAUACAGCAGAUGCAAGUUAAAGGCGUUCAGGUCGAGGAGUUGUAUUCGCUGGAUCUUGAUUCCCUAGAUAAUCUAAGGCCAAUAUAUGGGCUGAUAUUCCUCUUUAAAUGGCGUCCUGGUGAAAAAGAUGACCGCCUUGUAAUAAAGGAUCCAAACCCAAACUUGUUUUUCGCCAGCCAGGUAAUAAAUAAUGCGUGUGCAACCCAAGCAAUCCUGUCGAUCCUGAUGAACAGUCCCGAUAUUGAUAUUGGGCCAGAGUUGUCAGCCCUUAAAGAAUUCACAAAAAAUUUUCCACCCGAACUUAAAGGUUUGGCUAUCAAUAACAGCGAAGCAAUUCGUACAGCUCAUAAUAGUUUUGCAAGACCUGAGCCCUUUGUACCUGAAGAGGAGAAAGUCGCUGGAAAAGAAGAUGAUGUCUAUCACUUCAUAAGCUAUAUACCAGUUGAUGGCGUACUUUACGAGCUCGAUGGACUGAAGGAGGGACCUAUAAGCCUUGGGCAAUGCCCUGGUGGUCAAAAUGAUAUCGAAUGGCUGCGUAUGGUACAACCAGUGAUUCAUGAGCGCAUAGAGAGAUACUCCCAGAAUGAAAUAAGGUUCAAUCUGAUGGCGAUAAUAAAGAACAGGAAAGAGAUUUACACAGCUGAGCUCAAGGAACUCCAGAGGAGGAGGGAGCGUAUCCUCCAGCAGCUUGCUGCCUUGCAAUCAGAGAGAAUGGUGGACGGGGGCAAUGUGGAAGUGCUGAAUAUCACACUUUCAGAAAUAAAUGCUGGGAUUGAAGCUGCCACAGAGAAGAUACUGAUGGAGGAGGAGAAGUUUAAAAAAUGGAGAACAGAAAAUAUACGCCGUAAGCACAAUUACAUACCCUUUUUGUUCAACUUUUUGAAGAUUCUUGCAGAAAAGAAGCAGUUGAGACCUCUGAUAGAAAAGGCCAAACAGAAAGCAACCAAAUCUUAAGAGGGACCUAUAUACUGCUCAAGUCAAAUGCUGAUGUUAAAUUUAUCUUACUAUAACAGUGCAUGAUUGUGUUUCUUAACAUAGAUAUUUCUGUAUCUGUUUAUGUGUCGAAAAGAUUAUUGUUGUUUUUUAAUUGCAUUUGCUUAUGGUCCUCUUCAAGAGGAGACCGAAGUGGGGAUCCCUUAUCAUAUCAGUUAUAGUAUAGGAUAACUUAAUA
Molecule: messenger RNA, 1393 nt
Organism: Sesamum indicum (sesame)
Lineage: Eukaryota; Viridiplantae; Streptophyta; Magnoliopsida; Lamiales; Pedaliaceae
Product: ubiquitin carboxyl-terminal hydrolase 2
Biological process (GO): protein deubiquitination; ubiquitin-dependent protein catabolic process
Cellular component (GO): cytoplasm
Molecular function (GO): cysteine-type deubiquitinase activity
Source: RefSeq, a predicted model, not a curated record